Molecule: messenger RNA, 1689 nt
Organism: Limanda limanda (common dab)
Lineage: Eukaryota; Metazoa; Chordata; Actinopteri; Pleuronectiformes; Pleuronectidae
Gene: vat1
Product: vesicle amine transport 1
Exons: 6
Coding region: 212-1642 (476 amino acids)
Molecular function (GO): oxidoreductase activity; zinc ion binding
Source: RefSeq, a predicted model, not a curated record
CAGCCCACUGUGUCGGGGUCCGUGUCUCCACGCAACACUGCUGAGAAAGAAGCUCCCACUCUCGCUUCUUUUUUGUUGCUUUUGAGUGCAAAGCAAAACACCCGCAGCCGAACAAACGAGAUCGAAAGCACAACAAGUGACCAAAGCCUCUUUAAGUAGAUUUUUUCCGAUUCCAGACUCAACUGUGUCCCUCAGCUUCCCCCUUGCAACCAUGUCUGGAGAGGACGCACCUGCCCAGCAGCAGAACGCCGUGGAGCCGAAGCAGGAGACCAAACCAGCGGAGGAGCCCAAACCAGAGCCGGCCAAGACGGAGGAGGCUCCGGCCGGCGCAGCGGAGGCAGAUGCUGCUGCACCCGCGGCCGCCACCGAGAAGGUCCCCGAGGAGGAGACCUUCAGCUACCGGGCUCUGGUGCUCACCGGCUACGGCGGCUAUGAUAAAGUCAAGCUGCAGGUGAAGAAGGGAAAGCCGGUGCUCAAGGCCGGAGAGGUGAUGGUGCGGGUCAAGGCUUGCGGGCUGAACUUCGCCGACCUGAUGGCCAGGCAGGGGCUGUACGACCGCCUGCCGUCCCCGCCGGUCACCCCGGGGAUGGAGUGCUCCGGGGUGGUGGAGGCGGUGGGAGAAGAAGUGACAGACAGAAAAGUCGGCGACAAGGUGAUGGUGCUGAGCCGCUUCGGCCUCUGGCAGGAGGUGGCGGCGGUGCCGGCGAGCCACACCUUCCUCAUCCCGGAGGGCAUGAGCUUCGAGGAGGCCGCGGCGCUUCCUGUCAACUUCAUCACCGCCUACAUGAUGCUGUUUGACUUUGGCAACCUCCGGCCCAACCAGAGCGUCCUCAUCCAUGCUGCUGCAGGUGGUGUCGGUAUCGCAGCCACCCAGCUGUGCAAGACAGUGAAGGAUGUGACUGUGUUCGGCACCGCAUCAGCCAGCAAGCACGAGACCAUCGGAGAGGGUGGGGUCACGCAUCCCAUCGACUAUCGCACCAAGGACUACGUGGAGGAAGUUCGCAAGAUCAGUCCAAAAGGGCUGGACAUUAUCCUGGACCCUCUCGGAGGAUCGGACACCCAUAAGGCCUACAACCUGCUGAAGCCCAUGGGCAAGCUUAUCACCUAUGGUGCGGCGAACAUGCUGGCGGGCCAGAAGAAGAACCUGAUCGCCGUGGCCAAGAACUGGUACCACCAGUUCUCCAUCCACACACUCAGCCUCAUCCAGGGGAACAAGUCGGUGUGCGGCUUCCACCUGGGCUACCUGGACGGGGAGACCGAGCUCAUCACGGAGGCCAUGAACACCAUCCUGGAUCUGUACAAGCAGGGGAAGGUCAAGCCCCGCAUCGACUCCACUUGGCAUCUCGAGCAGGUGGGCGAUGCCAUGAGGAAGAUGCAGGAGAGGAACAACAUUGGCAAAGUCAUCCUCAGCACGGAGCCCAUGCCCGAGGAGGAGAAGAAGGAGGAGCCUAAGAAGGAGGACAAGAAAGAGGAGAAGAAGAAGGACGAGAAGAAGAAGGACGACAAGAAGAAGGAGGAGCCCAAGAAGGAGGAGAAGAAGGACGACAAGAAGAAGGAGGAGCCCAAGAAGGAGGAGCCCAAGAAGGAGGAGGCCAAGAAGGAGGAAGAGAAGAAGGAGGAGGUCAAGAAGGAGGAGAAGUGAGAGGGAGGUGUUGAUAGUCGAGCAGACCAGCAGGGAGUUUGUGUCCU